UGGGGCGGAGGGACGCUGGGAGUGGCGGUUGUUUCAAGAUGGCGGAUGUGGCCGCGGGGCUGAAGCCGGAAGGAGCCGCUUACUGGAGCCGGGACCUUUCAGAUGAAGACCGGCAACCUGUGUAUGUCCCAGGGGUUUCUGACGAGAGGAAUUUGAGACCUAGGCAACUGCGGAAAGGGCAGAAGACGGAAGCAAAGGCCAAAGGAGCAGCGGCUUCGAAUCCCGCCCCCAUGGAGGUCCUGAAAAGGAUUGGAGAAGAAGCCGGGCAGCAGGAGCCGGACAAAGGAGAAACCAAGAGUGCUUCUUUAAAGGAUUUAUGCCCCGAAGACAAGAGGCGCAUCGCAAACUUAAUUAAAGAGCUGGCAAGAGUGAGCGAGGAAAAAGAGGUGACCGAGGAACGCCUGAAAGCUGAGCAGGAGGCGUUUGAGAAGAAGAUCCGACAGCUGGAGGACCAGAAUGUCCUCAUCAUCAAAGAGAGGGAAGCCCUGCAGCAUCAAUACCGCGAGUGCCAGGAACUGCUCAGCCUCUAUCAGAAAUAUCUCUCCGAGCAGCAGGAAAAACUCACCCACUCCCUUUCCGAGCUGGAGGCCACGAAGCAGAAGGAGCAUCAGAUGUCCAGCCAGAGAGGUCAUGGUCAGCUGGCGCCGGAUUCAGACCUGCAUGGCUCCUACCUUGGUGUCGCUAAACUACAGACUUUGCAUAAGGAUCACAACUUAACUCGUAGAAGCCCUAGUCUUCAACCUUCAACUCGACCCGGUAGGAAUAGGGGUGUCCUUGAGGCCGGCAUCCCUGGAUGUCAAACGGAGGCCAAGAACAGUGGUCUUUUGCAAAACGGAUUGCCCCAUAAAUGCAACCACGGGGCGUCUCCAGCCACGCGGCCGUUGGCUCCCCAACUUAGGAGAACUCCUGAUGGGGAGAAGAGGAGGAACGGCUGUCCUCUUCCAGGGUGCCCCUUCCAUCAAAAAUUAGGAAACUCGGCUCCUCACGAGUCUUUUCAAGACGCUUGCCGCGUUCGAGACCGAUACCCGGGGGUCCCGUGUGAAUCCUCCUUGGAAUAUUUCGGCUCACCGCACCUUCAGAGGCCGAAGGCCGGCGAUGUCACGAGAGCGAAAGAAGCCAAUCACUGGGGCCGGAACUUCUCGGAAGAGAAAAGGAAAGAGCUCCUGCUCCAGAAAAUUGAGCUGGAAAUCGAGAAGGAGCGUCUGCAGAAUUUGUUAGCGGAGCAAGAGGCCAAGCUUCUCCAGCAGCAAGAGCAGCUCCAGCAAUCCAGGCGGGAGUAUCACCGGUUUAAAACCCGCGCUGGCAAUCCGGAAGAUGGGCUGAUGGGGGAAGCGCUGAUGGGACCAGGCUCCUCGGCUCCGGCCAUGAACGGGAUUUGUGAUGGCCUUAGUUCCCCAAAGAUGGAUUGUGAAGGUUGCCUUUUAAGGACACCCUCCAGGAGAAGCUUCCAAGCACCAGAAGGCAACGAAAGGGUUGAUUCGGGGAUGAAGAGCCUGGGCUUCAAUAGUGACAUGGACGGCCCCACUCUUUGGGACAGCACGAAGAAGGAGCCUGUCAGGACCAAACGAGGGACGUCUGGGAAGGAUCCCGCCACGUCUCCUGGAGUGACAGCCAUCAAGAAGGAGCUUGUGACUGCAGCCACCUCCCCAAUGCAGCAAGGAGCUUGGCGAUACGAGACUUCUCUCCUUGACCUGGUGGCUGCCAUGAGCCCGAGCCGGCAAGAAGAUCACCACGGCUUUCCCAGAGGGAUCCAGCCCCAGAGCAGAACCUGCGGGAACCCCCGCUGGGAUUGGAGAUCCCCCAGAGCCAAGAACGGGCUGGACGAUUUGGAAGAGAGCCGGAUAUUGGAGGAAAUCUUUUUCAUUUGAGGGUCUUGGGGGUGGGUGGGGGUCUCCGAGGACUUUUUUAAUCCCUUCCUCUUUUCUCGUCUGGGUGUGUUGACGUGUUCAGGAUCUUUUAAAUUAUUUGUCUGACCGACGAUUGUCUCCCCUCCCCCCUCCCCCUUAGAGAACCGGACACGGUAGCUCCCCUCCCCCACCUCUGAAUCAUGAUAGAGACGAACUGCAUGGAGUGUUAGUGGAAACUUUCCAGGGGAUUUUUCUCUUCCGGGAUUUCAUUGCUGAAGGGGGCGGAAAAGUCAAAGGAUGGGUGUCUCCUUAUUGAGUUUUGAUUUUUUUAUUUUUUUAUUUUUUUUUAGUGGUGGAAACCGUUUUCCAGGGCUUAGUCUCUCUCUCUCUCCUUCCCUCCCUCUCCCUCUUUUCUCCGUUCCUUCCUCCUUCCCUCCCUCUUUCUCUCUUCUUGUCCCCUCCUUUUCUCUCUCUCUCUGUCUCCCUCUAUCUCUUCCUCUCCUUCCUUCCUCCUUUCCUCCCUCCCGUCCUCUCCCUCGCCCUCUUUCUUCCUCUCCCCUCCCUCCUACCCCGCUCUCCUUCCUUCUCUCUCCCACUCCUCUUUCCCUCUCCCUCCAACUCUCUCCCUUUUUUCUUCUCUCUCUCCUUUUCCCUCUCCUCUCCUCUCCCUCCUUCCUCUCCUUUUCCCUCUCCUCCCUCUCCCCUCCCUCUGGCUCCCUUUCCCUCUCCCUCUCCCUCUCCUCCCUCCCUCUCCCUCGCUUUCUCUAUCACGUACCCAAGGCCAUUCCAGCAGUAUAAUUUUCCAUUAGCAAAGCAAGCUGUUGGAAUGGAAAGCGCGGUGCUUUUCCCAAAAUACAUUCCCGGGAAUUACGAACCAUUUCCCUUUGUCUUUUUAGGCAGGUAGCUUUAAAAGUUGCUCUCUGCGCUUCAAUGACUUUCUUCCCAGUUAAAUGACCCUUUGAUAGAAGACGCCUCUUUAAAGAAAAUAAAUAAAUCCAGGGUGCAUUGGAUGCAGUGUGUCUGAAAUACCAUUCUCCCCUUCAUUUUAUUUGCUUACUCUCUUAAGCAGAACGGAGCUCCAUCUCCAUCGGAGCUGCUCCGGUUCGCGGUCGAGAGAGACAAAGCACCGGACUUGUAGGGCGAAAUUAAUUCACUCCGUGUUUUCUGAGUCUAAAAGGCUUCCUUCACUUCUGCAACCUCUUGCCUUGAUGUUGUAAAUAAAGACGAAUCAGUAAUUAUUUCCACUCACCCCUGGUAAUGCAUGUUUCGCCUUCUGACUUUAAUUAUUCAUGCUGUAGCUGUUCUAGUUGGUUUUCGAAGGAGCUUUCCCCUCGUUGCUGCUCCGUUACUUAAAGAAAGAUGUAAAAUU
Ahaetulla prasina is the source of this 3216-nucleotide messenger RNA. RefSeq names its product KIAA1328 ortholog. The record is from RefSeq and is a predicted model, not a curated record. Bases 39 to 1868 code for a protein of 609 amino acids. The transcript is spliced from 11 exons. Lineage: Eukaryota; Metazoa; Chordata; Lepidosauria; Squamata; Colubridae.